Molecule: messenger RNA, 1623 nt
Organism: Bipolaris maydis ATCC 48331
Lineage: Eukaryota; Fungi; Ascomycota; Dothideomycetes; Pleosporales; Pleosporaceae
Product: Alpha/Beta hydrolase protein
Source: RefSeq, a predicted model, not a curated record
AUGUCAUCGCCUAAGAUUCAGCUCCAACAAGGGACAGUCGUAGGGACUGUCUUACACGAAAAGUACCCUCACGCAGUUGAGGCAUUCAGAGGAAUUCCAUAUGCCUUACCACCGACCGGUGACCGUCGGUUCAGGCCUCCAGAAAAAGUAGGAAAGGGUGAAGGGAUUAUAGAUGCAACAAAAUUUGGGCCCAGAGCUCCUGCACAGCAGUUCGUCAAAGUAGGACCGACGUUGGACGAAAGCGAAGAUUGUCUGACUGCGAACGUGUUCCGUCAAGCGGGAACAGAGCAAUCUACAGGGCUUCCGGUUGCGGUUUACUUGCAUGGAGGGGCUUUCAAUCGCGGAAAUGCUGCUAUGCAUGAUACUGCGUCAAUGGUUGGGUGGUCCGAGAAGCCUUUCGUUGCAGUCUCGUUUGGAUACCGGGUUGGGGCCUUGGGUUUCCUGCCAUCGAAACUCAGUGCUAAAGAGGGUGCGCUUAAUUUGGGCUUGAAAGAUCAGAUAUGCCUGUUUGACUGGGUUGAGGAGAACAUUGGGUCCUUUGGGGGAGACAAGAACUGUGUCACUCUCAUAGGUCUCUCAGCUGGUGCACAUUCGAUUGGCCACCAUCUACUCAACUACGAAGAGGGCAAAGCACCGAAAUUUCAUCGAGUCAUUAUCGAAUCUGGUGCUCCAACAUCCCGCGCCGUCCGCAACCCAGAUGCGGAAAUCCAUGAGAUGCAGUUCCAAGAUUUCCUGAAAGAAGUCGAAUGUCCACCAUCACUCCUCGAGUCCGAGAUCUUCACCUACCUUCGCAAACUUCCCACCUCAACCAUCGCCAAAGCCCAAACUAAUGUUUUCCAAAAAUACAACCCCAGCUUACGUUGGGCCUUUCAACCCGUAAUCGACCACGAGAUCAUCCGCUGCCGCCCCAUCGACGCCUGGCGCACCGGCCAAUGGCACAAACUCCCCAUAAUGACGGGCUUCCAAGGCAACGAAGGUUCCCUAUACGUCAACAAAUCCAUGUCCUCCCCGUCCGAAUUCCUUGACUUUUGGAAAACACUGCUCCCACAGCUAAGCAGCGAGGAUAUAGAAACAAUCAACAAGCUCUACCCAGACCCGACCUCGGACCCGACCUCCAUCUACAAGGAAACACGGCUGGAUCUGGGCGUCGGACAAAUGUACAAGCGUAUAGAGGCUGCAUACGCUCAGUACGCAUACGUAGCGCCCGUCCGACAAACCGCCUUCUUCGCCAGCCCAGACGUACCCGUGUACCUCUACCACUGGGCCAUGCGCCGCGACGUCAUCGACGGCGCCCGCCACGCCGACAACAUGUUCUACGAAGUACGGGACCCGGCUGUUUGCUCGGCGCUGCAAUCGCAAGAUGAGUUAUCUGGCAUCCUGCAUGCGUAUGUCACGAGUUUUAUCUGUACGGGGAGUCCGAAUGCGAUUGAGGGCCGGUAUGGAGGGAGGCCGGAGUGGGAGAAGUAUCAGAGGGAGGAGGGAAAGGUUAUGAUGUUUGGCAAGGGGAAUACAGAGUUGAUUGGAGGGGGCGACGUGGGGGCUUUGGCGGAGAUGGUGAGGGAUGAGUAUGCGGUGCGCGAGAGUGAUUUUUGGUGGGCGAAGGUUGAGCUUUCGCAGCAGUGA